This is a messenger RNA of Lotus japonicus, 2737 nucleotides long. RefSeq names its product type IV inositol polyphosphate 5-phosphatase 7-like. The coding region runs from base 451 to 2202 and encodes 583 amino acids. Lineage: Eukaryota; Viridiplantae; Streptophyta; Magnoliopsida; Fabales; Fabaceae. The transcript is spliced from 13 exons. The record is from RefSeq and is a predicted model, not a curated record. Gene Ontology annotation, biological process: phosphatidylinositol dephosphorylation. Gene Ontology annotation, molecular function: phosphatidylinositol-4,5-bisphosphate 5-phosphatase activity; phosphatidylinositol-3,4,5-trisphosphate 5-phosphatase activity; inositol-polyphosphate 5-phosphatase activity.
AAACUGCGCUUUAUUCUGUUCAAAUUCGAUACUUUGGUGUUUUGUUGCAGAGAACAAGGGCCUAUGUUUUCAGGAGAGAGAAGAAGAAGCACAAGUUGAAGCGAACCACCUCUCUUUCUUUCUCUCUUUUUCUUUCUUUCUUUCUCUGUCGCAAUGUCUUGUUCUGCUUCAGAAUCUCUCUCUACUUGCUUGCUUAUUUACGGGGGACUUUGCUUCCUUGUUCGUCCUUUAUCACAAUCACACCUUUUAAGAGCGUUGUAAGAGGGAGGAACACACAAACAACACUACCCAUUUGCCAUUUCAUUGUUGAACACCAGAUGAGAGCUUCUUCUUCUUUCUCUGUUUUCAAACAAACUCACAACUGUACAAGGGGUUUGAGUUGCUGAUAAUUUUUUAGUGACAACACCAUAGCAUUAUUCUUGAGGUGCUGUAUGAAGUAGAAGAUUCACAAUGAGAGAUGGGAAUUCCAAAAAAAGCAAGCUCUCAUGGUCCAAGAGAAUGGUCAGAAAGUUCUUCAAUCUCAAAAGCAAAGCUGAAGAAUCCCACCAAGCUGGUGAUGUUGCUUAUGGAGGAGGUGAUGUAGAUUACAGAAGCAGGAGCAGCUUAUCUGAGAGAGAGCAAUGCACAAUCAAAAAGAGCAAAACAGAGAAGUUGAGCAGGAACUCAUCGCAGGCCAGGCGAGGAAAAAUGAACCUUGACCAUCCUAGAAUUAUAGAUGUCCACAACUAUAGCAUUUUCACUGCUACAUGGAAUGUGGCUGGAAGAUCCCCACCAAGUAACUUGAAUUUAGAUGAUUUGCUUCAUGCCUCACCGCCUGCGGAUAUUUAUGUUCUUGGAUUUCAAGAGAUAGUUCCCUUGAAUGCUGGUAAUAUCUUAGGCGCCGAAGACAAUGGCCCUGCCAAAAAGUGGCUAUCGCUCAUUGGAAAGACUUUAAACAAUCUUCCUGGUUCUAGCGGAUGCAACGGGUAUUAUACACCAUCGCCCAUUCCUCAGCCGGUGGUAGAAUUAAAUGCCGAUUUUGAAGGAUCAGCUAGGCAGAAGAAUUCAUCAUUCUUCCAACGGCGGUCAUUCCAGACAACGUCUAGUAACUGGGGAAUGGACAAUGAUCCGUCAACUGCACUACCACGUCUAGAUCGGAGAUUCAGUGUCUGCGAUCGUGUAAUUUUUGGUAACAGGCGAAGUGACUUUGAUCCCAGUUUCCGAUGGGGUUACAGGCCUAGUGACUAUUCAAGGGCAAGUGACUACUCCAGACCCAGUGACUAUUCAAGAAUGGGUUCAUCUGAUGAUGACAAUGGCCUUGGAGAUUCUCCAAGUACAGUCUUAUUUUCACCAAUGUCUUAUGGUGGACCUGCAUCUGCUGAAGAUGUAUACGGCGUGCAAGGGCGUCCGAGGUACUGCCUUUUUGCAAGUAAGCAAAUGGUGGGAAUAUUUCUCACCAUAUGGGUGAGAAGUGAAUUGAAGGAUCAUGUUAGAAACUUGAAAGUAUCAUGUGUUGGCAGAGGAUUGAUGGGUUAUCUCGGAAAUAAGGGAUCCAUCUCAAUUAGCAUGUCUCUGCACGAAACAAGCUUUUGCUUCAUUUGUAGCCACUUAACCUCAGGACAGAAAGAGGGAGACGAGCUAAGAAGAAAUUCUGAUGUGAUGGAGAUUCUUAAAAAGACAAGAUUUCCACGUGUUCACGGUGCUGACAAUGAGAAGUCUCCAGAGACAAUCCUGGAGCAUGAUCGAAUUAUAUGGCUUGGAGAUUUGAAUUAUCGGAUUGCCCUCUCCUACCGUACUGCUAAGGCACUUGUUGAGAUGCAAAACUGGAGAGCAUUGUUAGAGAAUGACCAGUUGAGAAUAGAGCAAAAGAGAGGUCGCGCAUUUGUGGGAUGGAAUGAAGGGAAGAUUUAUUUCCCUCCAACAUACAAGUAUUCAACUAAUUCAGAUAGGUAUGCAGGAGAUGACAUGCACCCUAAGGAGAAAAGGCGAACACCUGCUUGGUGUGACCGUAUUUUGUGGUAUGGAGAAGGUCUCCAUCAACUAUCCUAUGUCCGUGGGGAAUCAAGAUUCUCAGACCACAAACCGGUUUAUGCCAUAUUUUGGGCCGAGGUUGAGUCAAAUCAUGGAAGAUUAAAGAAAAGUAUGAGCUGUUCUCGUUCCAGAAUUGAGGUGGAGGAACUUUUACCAUAUUCCCACGGAUACACUGAACUCAGCUUUUUCUAAAGGAAGGAGGACUAGUGAUAUGAGCUACGUGCAUGCAUGUCUAUUCAACACCUGGUCUACAAGCGGGACUCAAUUUGAAGAAACUUAUACGUGGAAGCUGAUAGAGACAAGACAUUUCUCACUUACCGAAAAAGGUGCUGAUAUGUAAUUUUGCUCUACAAUCAUGCCUUGUCUAAUAACACAUGAUCAUACAGUACUGUGUGUGCAUAAUUUGAUAACCAAUUAACAAACACUCAACUUUUCAUUGUCUCAGAGCUCGUGCUUCCAUUGGCACAAUCAUUAGGAAGGUGAAGAAGAUGAUUUUUUUUAUUCAUGAUUCUUUAAUUAUUUUUGGAGAAUAUUCAUGAUGACUGAAUGAAGUUGAAGCAUGGACAAAAUAAUCAUUUGUGCACUAACUUUUUGUUUUGUUUCUAAUUCAGAGAAAAUGAGAGUUUUGAUGUGUACUGAUUGUAACAGUCAUGAAAAAGAUAUUGUACAAAAGAACAAGAAAGAAAUUUCUAGUUAAUUAAUGAUAGAAUUUCUCUGUCUUUCUGCA